Hyaloperonospora brassicae is the source of this 996-nucleotide messenger RNA. Lineage: Eukaryota; Oomycota; Peronosporomycetes; Peronosporales; Peronosporaceae. The record is from the annotation of a GenBank genome assembly.
AUGGCUAGACUGCACGAGAACUAUCCGCGCUUGAGCAAGCUCCCCAAAUACAUACUGGAAGAUUUACAUGAAACGGAUGGAAAUGUCAUCGACCACAUCACCAAGUUGUAUCCUGACUUCACCACCAAAACGAAAGUUGACUUGGUGCACGCGCGUGCCUUCCUAAAUCGUCGGAAGAAUAUGGUAACGACACUUGAAGAUGCGGAAAACACGAUACAAUUUAUCCGAAAGACCAUUCAAUCUCGUCAGCAGAAGAGGGCCCAGGAAAUGGAGGAGGAGCAAGCAGAGUGGUUGCGAGCCGGAUCUCAUCCUAACAAAGUCUUCAAAACGUUGUCCAUUGCUCAGGGAACGUAUGGAAGAGCAUUGAUAAACCCUCUGGCAUCUCCAGACCUUGAGGUGUUGAGGCAGUACAUUGAGAGGUACAACAAGCUGUUCAUUGACGCACAACGUAAGGAAAUCACGUUAGUGGGAACUUUGUACGAAGGCUUUGGACGUGAUCUCGCGCGCUACUUGUUUGCUGCAAGUCACAGUCCUAUCUUUGGGCCUGAUGCGAUGAAGAUGCAUCAAACCCUUUUGGAGGAGUGGUAUCGAGAUGGUAUGACAAUCGACGCGGCUGCUGAUAAACUGGGGAUUGCAACUACGACCGUCAAAGGCACCUGGAUCAAAUAUCUGUACACCUUUAUCGAGUACAGCGCACUGCUCCACACAAAGGGUCGUGUGAAAGAGGGUACUACCUUCUCGUAUCUGAAGACAAGGAUUGGCGACUACUUCUUCUCAUUGCUGAUAGCAGAUGCAAGAAAUCUUGGUAACACUUACUUAGUGGAUUGGGAGAAAGAACUGUUCAAGAUUUGGAAGAAAGAGGGCGUGACGCCCAACGAUCUGUACAGAAAGGUAAUUUUACGAACAAAGUAUUAUAAAAGUGAUCCAGACAGAAUGCUGGAGGAAGUCAUCCGCAAUCGAUUCGCUACAUGGUGGAACAAGAACGAGUUUAAUUAA